AUGCAGGCCAAAAAACGCUAUUUCAUCCUGCUCUCAGCUGGCUCUUGUCUCGCCCUUUUGUUUUAUUUCGGAGGCUUGCAGUUUAGGGCAUCGAGGAGCCACAGCCGGAGAGAGGAGCACAGCGGUCGGAAUGGCUUGCACCACCCCAGUCCGGAGCAUUUCUGGCCCCGCUUCCCGGACGCUCUGCGCCCCUUCUUUCCUUGGGAUCAAUUGGAAAACGAGGAUUCCAGCGUGCACAUUUCCCCCCGGCAGAAGCGAGACGCCAACUCGAGCAUCUACAAAGGCAAGAAGUGCCGCAUGGAGUCCUGCUUCGAUUUCACCCUUUGCAAGAAAAACGGCUUCAAAGUCUACGUAUACCCGCAACAAAAAGGGGAGAAAAUCGCCGAAAGUUACCAAAACAUUCUAGCGGCCAUCGAGGGCUCCAGGUUCUACACUUCGGACCCCAGCCAGGCGUGCCUCUUUGUCCUGAGUCUGGAUACUUUAGACAGAGACCAGUUGUCACCUCAGUAUGUGCACAAUUUGAGAUCCAAAGUGCAGAGUCUCCACUUGUGGAACAAUGGUAGGAAUCACUUAAUUUUUAAUUUAUAUUCCGGCACUUGGCCUGACUACACCGAGGACGUGGGGUUUGACAUUGGCCAGGCAAUGCUGGCCAAAGCCAGCAUCAGUACUGAAAACUUCCGACCCAACUUUGAUGUUUCUAUUCCCCUCUUUUCUAAGGAUCAUCCCAGGACAGGAGGGGAGAGGGGGUUUUUGAAGUUUAACACCAUCCCUCCUCUCAGGAAGUACAUGCUGGUAUUCAAGGGGAAGAGGUACCUGACAGGGAUCGGGUCAGACACCAGGAAUGCCUUAUAUCACGUCCAUAACGGGGAGGACGUUGUGCUCCUCACCACCUGCAAGCAUGGCAAAGACUGGCAAAAGCACAAGGAUUCUCGCUGUGACAGAGACAACACCGAGUAUGAGAAGUAUGAUUAUCGGGAAAUGCUGCACAAUGCCACUUUCUGUCUGGUUCCUCGUGGUCGCAGGCUUGGGUCCUUCAGAUUCCUGGAGGCUUUGCAGGCUGCCUGCGUCCCUGUGAUGCUCAGCAAUGGAUGGGAGUUGCCAUUCUCUGAAGUGAUUAAUUGGAACCAAGCUGCCGUCAUAGGCGAUGAGAGAUUAUUAUUACAGAUUCCUUCUACAAUCAGGUCUAUUCAUCAGGAUAAAAUCCUAGCACUUAGACAGCAGACACAAUUCUUGUGGGAGGCUUAUUUUUCUUCAGUUGAGAAGAUUGUAUUAACUACACUAGAGAUUAUUCAGGACAGAAUAUUCAAGCACAUAUCACGUAACAGUUUAAUAUGGAACAAACAUCCUGGAGGAUUGUUCGUACUACCACAGUAUUCAUCUUAUCUGGGAGAUUUUCCUUACUACUAUGCUAAUUUAGGUUUAAAGCCCCCCUCCAAAUUCACUGCAGUCAUCCAUGCAGUGACCCCCCUGGUCUCUCAGUCCCAGCCAGUGUUGAAGCUUCUCGUGGCGGCAGCCAAGUCCCAGUACUGUGCCCAGAUCAUAGUUCUAUGGAAUUGUGACAAGCCCCUACCAGCCAAACACCGCUGGCCCGCCACUGCUGUGCCUGUCAUCGUCAUUGAAGGAGAAAGCAAGGUCAUGAGCAGCCGUUUCCUGCCCUAUGACAACAUCAUCACAGACGCGGUGCUCAGCCUUGACGAGGACACUGUGCUUUCCACCACGGAGGUGGAUUUUGCCUUCACCGUGUGGCAGAGCUUCCCCGAGAGGAUCGUGGGGUACCCUGCGCGCAGCCACUUCUGGGAUAACUCUAAGGAGCGGUGGGGGUACACAUCCAAGUGGACGAAUGACUACUCCAUGGUGUUGACAGGAGCUGCUAUUUACCACAAAUAUUAUCACUACCUGUACUCCCAUUACCUGCCAGCCAGCCUGAAGAACAUGGUGGACCAAUUGGCCAAUUGUGAGGACAUUCUCAUGAAUUUUCUGGUGUCUGCAGUGACAAAAUUGCCUCCAAUCAAAGUGACCCAGAAGAAGCAGUAUAAGGAGACAAUGAUGGGACAGACUUCUCGGGCUUCCCGCUGGGCUGACCCUGACCACUUUGCCCAGCGACAGAGCUGCAUGAAUACGUUUGCCAGCUGGUUUGGCUACAUGCCGCUGAUCCACUCUCAGAUGAGGCUCGACCCCGUCCUCUUUAAAGACCAGGUCUCUAUUCUGAGGAAGAAAUACCGAGACAUUGAGCGACUUUGAGGAAUCCGGCCGCGUGGGGGAGGGGAAGCAAGAAAGGACUGGGGUCCAGCUGCUCUCUCUUCCCAGUGCAGAUCCACUCAUCAGCAGAGCCAGACCGUGCCAAGUAUCCAAAUAAACUUACAUAAACAGAAUGACAAAAAACAAACAGGCCAAUGAGAGCUCGACUCCUGGCUCCGGGGACUGCACCGGACUGCUCCAAACUCACCUCACUGGCUUCUGUGUCCCAAGACUAGGUUGUGUACAGUUUAAUUAUGGAACAUUAAAUAAUUAUUUUUGAAAUGAUUGCUAUGCAGGUUUAAACUUUUUUAAUGAUCAAAACUAUUAAAAACCAGAGUUCUUUCUUUAAUCAAAA
Lemur catta (Ring-tailed lemur) is the source of this 2593-nucleotide messenger RNA. It is a transcript of the gene EXT1, whose product is annotated as exostosin glycosyltransferase 1. The record is from RefSeq and is a predicted model, not a curated record. Bases 1 to 2241 code for a protein of 746 amino acids. Lineage: Eukaryota; Metazoa; Chordata; Mammalia; Primates; Lemuridae. Gene Ontology annotation, molecular function: glycosyltransferase activity. Gene Ontology annotation, cellular component: membrane. The transcript is spliced from 11 exons.